CAGCCCCGGCCCGCUGCCAUGGCCCAGCCCCGUCCAUGGGUGGCGCUGCAGCUCCCGUGGCCGUUGCGCGUAGGCCGCGGCUGCGGUUCCCAUGGUAACGGCGGAACGGUGCAGCGCGGCCCCCGAUGUCACAAGGCACCGGCUGGAAGGCUGCAAGAACACCUGCAGCUCCGCACCAAGCGCACCACCAGAUGAAGCUCUCUGGGCGCUGGAGUUUACUCCUGCCCUGACACACUUAACAUCUGACAAUGGACGACACCAUGCAUAGCUUGAGGCAUAUACAGAGGCAGGCGAGGCUACUGGACAUGCGCAUGCAGCUGCUCCGUGACAGGCUGUGCCAUGAUCACCACCAUCAUGGCUCAUGCCACCAUCAUGGCUUAUGCCACGGCCACCAUCACCACUUCGGCCAUCAUCACCACCACUGCCUGCCCCAUCAUCACCACCAUCACCACUGCCUGGGCCAUCACCACCACGACCACUGCUUAGGCCACGGCCACCAUCAUCACUUCGGCCAUCAUCACCACCACUGCUUGGGCCAUGGCCACCAUCACCACUUUGGCCAUCAUCACCACCACUGCCUGCCCCAUCAUCAUCACCACCACCACUGCUUGGGCCAUCAUCACCAUCACCACUGCUUCGGCCACGGCCACCAUCAUCACUUUGGCCAUCAUCACCACCACCACUGCCUCCCUCAUGACGGGUGCCACUCCCUCUGUUCAAGGCUGGAUGUGGAGCGACGACUGGACAAAAUGAGAAGACUUGGCCUGAUGUUGAACUCUUGCCAUGAUCCAUGUCAUGUGGCUUUGGUCGAUGUGAAGGGUUUUGAACCCUGUGAAGUGAGUGUAACAGUGAGAGACGGGAAGGUGACCGUGACAGGCGAGCACACGGAUGAGCACUGCACCGCAUUGACAAGAACAUGUAACGUCAGGAAGUUCAUGCAAGAAUUCUGCCUGCCACCGGGGGUGGAAGAGGAUGAGGUGUCCUACGGCUUGGAAACCAACAGCCUUGUGAAGAUUGCAAUGACACCCAAGUGCCUUGAGGUGUGUCAUGAUCAUCAUGACUGCCACGAUCACUGCCACGAUCACCACGACCACCAUCAUCAUCAUGAUCAUCAUCAUCAUGAUCAUCAUGAUCACUGCGACUGAGCUGCAGCAGGCAUUCCUCUGCCUCACCUCUUCAGUGUGUCUCAAUAACUGUGUGUCAGCAGCUUCUCUUGCCUCUUUAACAAAAGA
Malurus melanocephalus (red-backed fairy wren) is the source of this 1232-nucleotide messenger RNA. Its product is annotated as histidine-rich glycoprotein-like. The record is from RefSeq and is a predicted model, not a curated record. Lineage: Eukaryota; Metazoa; Chordata; Aves; Passeriformes; Maluridae. Gene Ontology annotation, cellular component: outer dense fiber. The transcript is spliced from 2 exons. The coding region runs from base 249 to 1145 and encodes 298 amino acids.